This is a messenger RNA of Penicillium diatomitis, 1722 nucleotides long. It is a transcript of the gene cp3, whose product is annotated as carboxypeptidase C PRC1. NCBI's taxonomy places the organism in Eukaryota, Fungi, Ascomycota, Eurotiomycetes, Eurotiales, Aspergillaceae. The record is from RefSeq and is a predicted model, not a curated record. Gene Ontology annotation, cellular component: fungal-type vacuole. Gene Ontology annotation, biological process: proteolysis. Gene Ontology annotation, molecular function: serine-type carboxypeptidase activity. The transcript has 2 exons. The coding region runs from base 1 to 1722 and encodes 573 amino acids.
AUGAGACUUUUGCCGGCAACAUUGCUGGUGGGAGCCGCUUCGGCAGCGGCUCCCCCUCUCCAGCAGGUGAUGGGCGCUCAUCGUGAGCACGCCGAGGAUCUGGCCAAGCAGGGCUCAAACAUUGUUGAGGAUUGGGCCAAGAUGGGCUCAAAUGUUCUCGAAGACUGGGCCAAGAAGGGAGCUGAUGCUGUUUUCGAGCCACUGGAGAAGCUCAAGAAUGAGUUCAGCUCUCUGUCCGAUGAGGCCCGUGGUCUUUGGGAAGAGGUUGCCCACCAGUUCCCCAACACCAUGGACCAUGCCCCUAUGUUGUCACUCCCUAAGAAGCACACUCGUCGUCCUGACUCACACUGGGACCACGUUGUCCGUGGAAAGGAUGUGCAGAACAUCUGGGUGUCUGGUGCCGAUGGCCAGAAAGAGCGUGAGAUCAGCGGCAAGCUGGAGUCUUACGAUCUCCGCGUGAAGAAAGUGGACCCGAGCGCUCUGGGUGUGGAUCCCCACGUCAAGCAAUACAGUGGGUAUCUGGAUGACAACGAGAACGACAAGCAUCUCUUCUAUUGGUUCUUUGAGUCUCGCAACGACCCCAAAAAUGAUCCCGUCGUUCUCUGGUUGAACGGUGGGCCUGGUUGUUCUUCCCUGACUGGUCUGUUCAUGGAGCUUGGACCCAGCUCUGUCAACAAGAAGAUUGAGCUGGUCUACAAUGAUUACUCUUGGAACUCCAAUGCGUCUGUGAUUUUCCUUGACCAGCCCGUCAACGUGGGAUACUCCUACAGCGGAAGCAGUGUUAGCGACACCGUCGCUGCAGGCAAGGACGUCUAUGCUCUGAUGUCUUUGUUCUUCAAACAGUUCCCCGAGUAUGCUAAGCAGGACUUCCACAUUGCUGGCGAGUCUUACGCCGGCCACUAUAUCCCCGUCUUUGCUUCGGAGAUCCUGUCUCACAAGAACCGCAACAUCAACCUGAAGUCUGUACUGAUUGGUAACGGGUUGACCGAUGGCCUGACCCAGUACGAAUACUAUCGUCCCAUGGCUUGCGGUGAUGGUGGUUACCCCGCUGUUCUCGACGAGGCUUCCUGCCAGUCGAUGGACAAUGCCUUGCCUCGCUGUCUCUCCAUGAUCCAGUCGUGCUAUGACAGUGAGAGCGCCUGGGUCUGUGUCCCCGCCUCCAUCUACUGCAACAACGCUCUCCUUGCCCCUUACCAGCGCACUGGCCAGAAUGUCUACGAUGUCCGUGGAAAGUGUGAGGAUUCCUCUAACCUUUGCUACAAGGGCAUGGGUUACGUGUCUGAAUAUCUCAACCAGGCCAAGGUCCGCGAGGCCCUUGGCGCUGAGGUUGAUGGUUACGACUCAUGCAACUUUGACAUCAACCGCAACUUCCUCUUCCACGGUGACUGGAUGAAGCCUUACCACCGUCUUGUCCCCGGUCUCAUUGAGCAGAUCCCCGUGCUCAUCUACGCCGGUGACGCGGACUUCAUCUGCAACUGGCUUGGCAACAAGGCCUGGACUGAGGCUCUUGAGUGGCCUGGCCAGAAGCAGUUCGCCAAGAAGGAACUGAAGGACCUCACCAUUGAGCAAAAUGAGCACACUGGCAAGAAGAUUGGUCAAGUCAAGUCGCAUGGCAACUUCACCUUCAUGCGUCUGUAUGGUGGUGGCCACAUGGUUCCCAUGGACCAGCCCGAGGCCAGUCUGGAGUUCUUCAACCGCUGGCUCGGUGGUGAGUGGUUUUGA